GAAACUAGUUGAAAAAAAUUCCAUUAUUAUUAUGGUUUCCGUUCUUCCUUAUCUUUUUCAUUUUCAAUCUCCUCUCUCUCUCUUCCUCCUUUCUCUUGUCUCAACCCCUUUUCUCCCAUUCUUCUAAACUUCAAACCAUAAACUCAAAAAACCCCAUUUUGCUAUGACCCAACUCAAAUUCUAAAUCAAAAUCUAUUCACUUCACCAAUUUAAUCAACAAAUUAUAGAAAGAAAAAAAAAAUGAAGAGAGAACACCAAGAAAGUUUUGGUGGGGGUGUGAUUAGCAACAACAACAAAACAAACACCAACCACCUUAACAGCAGCAAAAACAUCAACUUUGGUGAAUGUUCAUCAAUGCAAAACACAAACACAAAACAAAACAUGUGGAGAGAAGAAAAAGAAACCAACGGUGGUGGAAUGGACGAGUUGUUAGCAGCAUUAGGUUACAAGGUUCGCUCUUCCGACAUGGCUGAUGUAGCUCAAAAGCUUGAACAGCUUGAGAUGGUUAUGGGUAGUGCUCAAGAAGAAGGUAUCAAUCAUCUUUCUUCUGAUACUGUUCACUAUGACCCAACCGAUCUAUAUUCAUGGGUUCAAACCAUGCUCACUGAACUCAACCCUGAUUCUUCUCAAAUCAACGACCCUUUGGCUUCUUUGGGUUCUUCUUCUGAAAUCCUCAACAACACUUUCAAUGAUGAUUCUGAGUAUGAUCUUAGCGCUAUUCCUGGAAUGGCAGCAUACCCACCUCAAGAAGAAAACACAGCUGCUAAACGAAUGAAGACUUGGUCUGAACCAGAAUCUGAACCGGCGGUAGUGAUGUCACCACCGCCGGCGGUGGAAAAUACAAGACCGGUGGUUCUUGUUGACACACAAGAAACUGGUGUUCGUCUUGUUCAUACUUUAAUGGCUUGUGCAGAAGCGAUUCAGCAAAAGAAUCUGAAACUUGCAGAAGCGCUUGUGAAGCAUAUAAGCUUAUUAGCUUCGUUACAAACCGGUGCGAUGAGAAAAGUUGCUUCCUAUUUCGCACAAGCACUUGCAAGAAGAAUCUACGGUAACCCAGAAGAAACAAUCGAUUCAUCAUUCUCAGAAAUUCUUCACAUGCACUUCUAUGAAUCUUCACCUUAUCUCAAAUUCGCUCAUUUCACUGCUAAUCAAGCUAUUCUCGAAGCUUUCGCCGGUGCCGGAAGAGUUCAUGUUAUAGAUUUUGGUCUUAAACAAGGGAUGCAAUGGCCUGCGCUUAUGCAAGCGCUGGCAUUACGUCCUGGCGGUCCUCCUACGUUCCGGUUAACCGGCAUCGGACCGCCGCAGGCGGACAAUACUGAUGCUUUGCAACAAGUUGGCUGGAAAUUAGCUCAGCUUGCUCAGACAAUCGGUGUUCAGUUCGAAUUUCGUGGAUUUGUUUGUAACAGUAUUGCGGAUCUUGACCCGAAUAUGCUUGAGAUCCGACCCGGUGAAGCUGUUGCUGUUAACUCCGUUUUCGAGCUUCAUACCAUGUUAGCUCGACCCGGUUCAGUUGAGAAAGUUCUCAACACUGUUAAGAAGAUAAACCCUAAAAUCGUAACAAUCGUUGAGCAAGAAGCGAAUCAUAACGGACCGGUUUUCGUAGACCGGUUUACCGAAGCUUUACAUUAUUACUCAAGCUUAUUCGAUUCACUGGAGGGUUCGAAUUCGAGUUCGAAUAAUUCCAACUCGAACUCGACCGGGUUGGGUUCACCGAGUCAGGAUUUGUUGAUGUCAGAGAUUUAUUUGGGAAAGCAAAUAUGUAACGUGGUGGCUUAUGAAGGAGUGGACCGAGUUGAAAGACAUGAGACUUUGACUCAAUGGCGGUCUAGGAUGGGUUCAGCUGGGUUCGAACCGGUUCAUUUGGGUUCAAAUGCGUUUAAACAAGCUAGUACUUUGUUAGCUUUGUUUGCUGGUGGUGAUGGUUAUAGGGUUGAGGAAAAUAAUGGAUGUCUUAUGUUAGGGUGGCAUACAAGGUCACUCAUUGCUACUUCUGCUUGGAAGCUUCCACAAAAUGAGUCCAAGUGAGUUAACUCAGGGUACCCUUAAGUCUAGGGUAAGUUGAUGGGUUAAUUAUGAAAAUAUGACCAAUUAGGGUGGUGGAUUAGUUGAAAAUUUCAUGUUGAUGAGUGAAAAGUGAGUGAGGCAAGGGAUGAGAUAAAUAAAGGGUAAAAAAAAAAAAAGUAAAAACAAUCAAAUUCUGUCUGUAAUUUGUAAUUGUAAUGUUAAUUUCGAUUUUAUUUUAUUUUA
This is a messenger RNA of Medicago truncatula (barrel medic), 2247 nucleotides long. The record is from RefSeq and is a predicted model, not a curated record. Lineage: Eukaryota; Viridiplantae; Streptophyta; Magnoliopsida; Fabales; Fabaceae.